ACGUUGGUUCCAUCAAUCACUCAAAAUUUCACUUUGAAACCUUCUCCCUUGUAACACUCCCCUUUAUCUUAAACAAAUGAAGUUUGUGUCUCAAUUUUCGCCCCCUGAUUACAAAUGCAGCUCUCUCUUUGUUUGAUAGGUGGAUGUAAGUUGUGCCAAACUCGAUCUACAAAGCUUGGUCGAUCUGUUUCCUCUCGUUUUUCUCAUCUCGAAACAUGUCUGUUUUGAGCAACCAUAGUGGUACGACUACUACACCAUUGUUUCAUGAAUUGAAGAAGCAAGCUUCUUUCUUUUUCAAGGAGAAGAUCAAGAACGCAAGGUUGGUCCUCACAGAUGUAACACCGGCUCAAUUAUUAACUGAGGAAGCUACAAAUGGAAAUCCUUGGGCACCAGACACAAGGACCUUGGCUUCAAUUUCAAAGGCUGCUUUUGAACUUGACGACUUUACACGAAUAGUAGAGAUUUUGCACAAAAGGUUCCUCAAGUUUGAGAGGAAGGAGUGGAGGGUAUCUUACAAUUCUCUGAUUGUCCUUGAAAACUUGUUGACUCAUGGACCAGAGAGUGUUGCAGCUGAGUUCGAAGUUGACAAAGAUGUUAUUGAACAGAUGGGAGGCUUUCAGCAUAUAGAUGAGAAAGGAUUCAAUUGGGGUCUUGCUGUUAGAAAAAAGUCUGGGAGAAUAUUGAAGCUGCUAAACCAAGGAAACCUUCUCAAAGAAGAGAGAGACCGAGCUCGGAAAGUAACAAGAGGCAUUCAAGGAUUUGGAAGCUUUUGCCAAAGAACAUCUUCGUCACAAGGCAUUUUAAGAGAAUCCUCUUAUGAAAUUUAUGGAAGGUCUAAUUCUGACUUCAUCAACCAUGAAGAUCAAGAAAAUCAGCUACCAUCCCCCACCAUUGAAGAUCUACAAAAGAAAGUUGAAGAAUCCAAGCAGAAGAAUGAAAGCGUAUGCAUCAACUCUAGCAAGGAAACAAAGAACUCAAGCACUUGGGAUGGUCUGGUGGCUAAGAAACUUGAAACUCGAACAAGUUUAAAAGAAAACAUGGUUCCAGACAAGGAGGUAUCAGAUAAAUGGAACUGCGAGGAGUUUAACCCACUUCUUUUGGAUGAAAACAAAGAUGAGUCCAGAUUUGAACUGUCUACUGAAGAUCACCCUUUCAGUGACGCUAACAAUCAAAGUACAUCUUCGUUGCUUGUAUAAGAAGAAAAGAAGAUCAGGAGUCUGAAACUUCUCUUCCACUCCAUGUGGAAUGAGACCGAGUUGAGGUUAAUGUUCAUGUUCUAAUUGGGUAGAAUAUAGAUUCUACUACAAAAGACCAGGCCAUGUCAGUACUUCAGGUUAAAGCGGGGACAAAUCUCUUUCCUCUUGAUAUUCAUUACAAUCCUCAGAAGACAAUUUAGACAAGGGGUGUGAAAUUUGAUAAUUUACAUUUCUAUAUCAGAAAUCAACCAUUGCUGCUUAUUGUGUCUGCACUUUCCUGUGAUAAUUUGAAUCCAACUAACUUCCCUACUGUUUCAUGAUAUACAAUGGUUGCAAAUUACAACCUAAACCUGAAAAAUAUGAAGGUACUGAGAUUUCAAGACUUGCAAAGCCAAUCUUGAAUAGCAAGCCGUAAGGCAUGGUUUGGAGUAAGAUGCAAGUGACUUAAUUUCAAAUUGGUCAUCGGAGAAGUUUCCCCGCCAUUUUGCAACCAUUUAAGCAGAGCUUCCCCUUCAUAAGUAAAGCCGUCAGCUGCCACCUGAGGGUCAUGCAUUAUUUCCUGAAAGCAACCAAUAAUGUGCAUAAGCCACAGAGGUUAUCUACAGACUAGCAUG
This is a messenger RNA of Fragaria vesca subsp. vesca, 1810 nucleotides long. RefSeq names its product epsin-3-like. Gene Ontology annotation, molecular function: clathrin binding; phospholipid binding. Gene Ontology annotation, cellular component: endosome; clathrin vesicle coat; plasma membrane. Gene Ontology annotation, biological process: endocytosis. The record is from RefSeq and is a predicted model, not a curated record. The coding region runs from base 216 to 1196 and encodes 326 amino acids. The transcript has 4 exons. Lineage: Eukaryota; Viridiplantae; Streptophyta; Magnoliopsida; Rosales; Rosaceae.